This is a messenger RNA of Benincasa hispida (wax gourd), 1816 nucleotides long. Its product is annotated as phosphoribosylformylglycinamidine synthase. The record is from RefSeq and is a predicted model, not a curated record. Lineage: Eukaryota; Viridiplantae; Streptophyta; Magnoliopsida; Cucurbitales; Cucurbitaceae.
UCCGCCAUUUUAGGUGUGCAGACACAGAGUUGAGACCACUUCUCUCCCACAACAGACACAGAGCUUCCAAUUCCUUAGCUCUACAUGGGCUAAUGGACACCACACCCACACUCUCCCACUUUCUUCCACAUCCAUUCACUUCCCAUCGCCACAACCUCCAUUUCCUCCGCCGUCUCUCCUCGCCGGACUCCCGACCACUCUUUACUACUCUCUCCUGCUUCAAACCACGCCGUCGAACUCGCCGGAAAAACAAGCUCUCCAAGCUCCGCACCACCCACCAUCCCUUCGACUCCUCCUCCUCCUCUGAUUCGAACCUCCAAACUGUAAUUGAACUCGACCAAGUCGCCGCCGAAGCCUCUUCUCUCUUCUACUCCGUCUACUAUUCUUCCCGCUCCCACUUUCGCCAGUUUCUGUCCUCGGGAUUGGACGCUUUCGACGAUUUGCGGACAUUGGUUGCCUUCAAUGACCAGAAUCGCACACUGACCGUCUCUUGUCGCCGUUCCACUGUGGAAUUCGUCGGUCAGUUGGUGCUAUUGAGCUUCGUUGUGGCCUUUGUAGUUAAGGUUUUAAUUGGGAUUGGAUCUCAUUUACGUAACAAAUUUAGUUCUGGGUAUACGGCUCUUGUGUUGAGAAGGGACCGAAGCCUCGGUGGACGAGAGGUUGUUGUUGGGACUAGGAGGAGUGUUGUAGCGCGAGAUAAAGCUGUGGCGAAGAAGAACAAUCUUUUAGGGUUACUGGAUGGUCCUCUGCCCGUGGACUCAAGGGCUAUAACUGAUGUUUCAGAUGAAGUUUCAAAGAAUAGGGUUUGGGUUGGAGAAAGGUUGCCAAAAUGGUGGCCUCCGGCAGUUCCCAGACGGAUUGCCACGGCGAAUAGGCAGGAGUAUCAGAUAGAAGCUAACAGAUUAGUCCGAGCCCUUGUGGACAAUAGAAUGAGUGGGCGGGAUUUCAUGGAGGACGAUAUUAUUCAACUGCGUGAAAUAUGCAGGGUAUCUGGAGUAAAAGUUUCCUUCAACACAGAGAACAUGCGUGAUUCAUUCUAUCGAGCAUCCGUGGACCUUAUUUUAAAUAUCUAUAGCAGGACUCCAAUCUAUCCUAACUUAAUGCUCAUUAACGGUGAGGAUGCUCCAAAUUUUGUUGCUGGGCUUGCUGAGGACAUUGGCAUUGAGAAUGUACGUGCUGCCAGGAUAGUUUCUGCUGCUGUUGCUGCUAGAAUGCGUUCAUGCUUUUUACAGGCCUGGGCUCUAGUGAUGCAAGACAGACAUUCGGAAGCAAAUGCAGAGUUGUUGAAGAUCUGUUACAUUAUCCAGAUAUUUCCUCCUGAGGAGUCCUCGCCUGAGAUGGAGAUGUUGACUCUAGGCUUGAAGAAACACUUGAAGGUAGAACAGAGAGAAUCGUUAAUGAAUAUGUUUAUUGGUGUUUGUGGUAAAGAUAGUCAUAGCACCGCUGCAGAAGCUCUUGGUUUGGUGCUUCCUCCAAAUAUUGGGAAUUGAUAUCAUCAAAGCGUUUGGUCCUGAACAUGUCCAUAUACUCUUUAAGUAGGCUUCUAACUCCUGACAUUUUCUUCUAAGAGCCAUAUCUUACCAAUCAUAACUUAGUAGAAAUUAUUGUGAUCAAGUUUAGUAUUAUUCAUUCAUUGAUGUUUUAUUUGAUUCUUGAAUAAUAGAAUUAUGAAAUUAGAUGCUGAAAGUUUUUCCGUUAAUGUAGAUUAAUGCAUAUUUAAGUGCUCAACAAAUAUCAAUGAACGAUAUUGUACGCUGUAGAUGAUAAAAUUAGUGUUACAUUUUCGUAAUCAUAUGAAGAAUUGCAAUAAUCAUUA